CGAGCCAUGAGGAGCGGGGGGCGGCUGCCGGCGCUGGCGCCGGUGCUGGCGGCGCUGCUGGGGCUGUGCAGCGCCGAGCGCAGGGCGCUGGUGCUGCCGCGGCGCCUGGGCGCGCCCGGCGCCCGAGAGCGCUUCCGCCUGGAGGCCUUCGGGGAGCGCCUGACGCUGGAGCUGGAGCCCGACAGCAGCUUCCUGGCCCCGGACUUCACCCUGCAGUACCUGGGCGGGCCGCCGCCGCCGCCCGAGGACGACCUCUCCCGCUGCUUCUACUCCGGCACCGUGAACCGGGACCCCGGCUCGGCGGCCGCGCUCAGCCUGUGCGCGGGGCUGCGCGGCGCCUUCUCGCUGCGGGGCCGCCAGUUCCUGAUCCAGCCGGCGCCCGGCACCGCGCACCGCCACGGCCCGCACCUCCUGCGCCUCCGCGGCGCCCCGCGGGCCGCCCCCGCCGCCCGCUGCGCCGUGGCCGAGGCGGGCGCCGGGCCGGAGGGGCCGCAGCCCGCCCAGCCCGCAGAAACGGGAAGCAGGAGGAAGAAGAGGUUCGUGUCCAGCCCCCGCUACGUGGAGACCAUGCUGGUGGCCGACCAGUCGAUGGCUGAGUUCCACGGCAGCGGGCUGAAGCACUACCUGCUGACCCUGCUCUCCGUGGCCGCCAAGCUGUACAAGCACCCCAGCAUCCGCAACUCCAUCAGCCUCGUGGUGGUGAAGAUCAUGGUCAUUUACGAGGAGCGCAAGGGCCCCGAUAUCUCCUCCAACGCCGCCCUGACCCUGAGGAACUUCUGCAGCUGGCAGAAGCAGCACAACCCGCCCAGCGACCGGCACGCCGAGCACUACGACACGGCCAUCCUCUUCACCAGGCAGGACCUGUGCGGUGCCAAGACAUGUGAUACUCUUGGGAUGGCUGAUGUGGGAACAGUUUGUGAUCUAAACCGCAGUUGCUCUAUCAUAGAAGACGAUGGUUUGCAGGCUGCCUUCACAACAGCCCACGAAUUAGGCCACGUGUUUAACAUGCCUCACGACGAUGCAAAGCAGUGUGCUGGCAUCAAUGGAAUGAGCCGGGAUUUCCACAUGAUGGCAUCCAUGCUCUCCAACCUGGACCGCAGCCAGCCCUGGUCUCCAUGCAGCGCCUACAUGAUUACAACAUUUUUGGAUAACGGUCACGGGGAGUGUUUGCUGGACAAGCCCCACAGGCCCAUCCAGCUGCCGUCGGACCUGCCUGGCACGCUGUACGACGCCAACAGGCAGUGCCAGUUCACGUUUGGGGACGAGUCCAGGCACUGCCCUGACGCAGCCAGUACCUGCACGACGCUGUGGUGCACGGGCACCUCGGGAGGGCUCCUGGUGUGCCAGACCAAGCACUUCCCCUGGGCGGACGGCACCAGCUGCGGGGAGGGCAGGUGGUGCAUGAACGGCAAGUGCGUGAAUAAGACCGAGAAGAAGCAUUAUGAUACGCCGGUGCAUGGGAGCUGGGGGUCCUGGGGGGCGUGGGGCGAGUGCUCCCGGAGCUGCGGCGGGGGAGUGCAGUAUUCCUUCAGGGAAUGUGACAACCCCAUCCCGAGGAACGGGGGCAAGUACUGCGAGGGGAAGCGGGUGCAGUACAGGUCCUGCAACAUCGAGGACUGCCCCGACAACAACGGCAAAACGUUCAGGGAGGAGCAGUGUGAAAAGCACAACGAGUUUUCCAAGUCUGCCUUUGGAAGUGGACCUGCCGUGGAGUGGACACCCAAGUUUGCUGGUGUGUCUCCAAAGGACAGAUGCAAGCUGGUUUGCAGAGCCAAAGGGACAGGAUACUUCUUUGUUCUCCAGCCAAAGGUGGUGGACGGCACCCCGUGCAGCCCCGACUCCACGUCCGUGUGCGUGCAGGGCCAGUGCGUCAAGGCCGGCUGCGACCGCACCAUCGGCUCCAGCAAGAAGUUCGACAAAUGCGGCAUCUGCGGGGGCAACGGCUCCACCUGCAAGAAGGUGUCCGGCACCCUCGUCAGAGCCAAGCCUGGCUACCACGACGUGGUCACCAUCCCGGCAGGGGCCACCAACAUCGAGGUGAAGCAGCGGAACCACCGGGGCGCUCGGCACGACGGCAGCUUCCUGGCCAUCAAAGCCGCCGACGGCUCCUACGUGCUCAACGGCGACUACACGCUGUCCACGCUGGAGCAGGACAUCACCUACAAGGGCAGCGUGCUGCGCUACAGCGGCUCCUCGGCCGCCCUGGAGCGCAUCCGCAGCUUCAGCCCGCUGAAGGAGCCCCUCACCAUCCAGGUGCUGACCGUGGGCGACCUGCCGCAGCCCAAGAUCAAGUUCACCUACUUCGUGCAGAAGCCGGCGCAGCCCGGCGCGGACAAGGCGGCGGGCAGGAGGAAGGAGUCCUUCAACGCCAUCAGGGAGAUCAUCUCCUCGGAGUGGGUGAUCGAGGAGUGGGGCGAGUGCUCCAAGUCGUGCGGCUCGGGCUGGCAGCGGCGCGCCGUGGAGUGCCGGGACCCGCGGGGCCGGCCGGCCGCCGACUGCGCCCGCGAGCUGAAGCCCAGCAACCUGCGGCCCUGCGCCGACGUGCCCUGCCCGCAGUGGCAGCUCGGGGACUGGUCCCCCUGCUCCAAGACGUGUGGGAAGGGCUUCAAGAAGAGGCUGCUGAGGUGCGUCUCUUCCGACGGCAGCGUGCUGCCCCAAGAAAGCUGUGAGCCCUCCAAGAAACCCAAGCACCUGAUAGACUUCUGCAACGCCGCGGACUGCAGCUAGAUAGGACAGCUUGGGAAAGCUAAAACUUUUUUAUAUUAAUAUUUUAUUUUUUCCUUCAGACCAGUGCACUGAAAAACACAAAGGAGGGCUAGAGCCAGCGCCUGUGUUUUUGCGUAAAAAAGAUCCGUGGAGGUGGGACAGUGCAAACGGCUUGAGUUGGCUUUGCAUCCCCAAAAUCCCCUGCCAAGUGAAAAUUGGAUGGGACAGCAGACCCAUGCCAUUCAUUUCUCUUUAGCAGAUAAGGCCCAAAGGCAUCAGAAUUGCCUUUUUAAAAGUCUGUUCUAAAUUAAGCCAAGCGUGAGCAGUGAGAAAUUUCAGCAAACAUUUUGGGGUGUGGUUAUUUCUCUCCCUUCUUUUGGAUUUAUCUUGUGGUACUGAUCAAAUCCCCAUGUGUAGGAAGGGGAGGGAAAAAGCUUAAAAUAAUUGGUCAGGGCUUACCUACCUCACAAAGGGCAAAAAACAAGAUUGGAAAAGGAGCUUUAACUAUGUCAUUCAUGGCUGCUAUUGUUUCAGAGAAUAGUUUUAUAUAAAAAUAAAGCCAUAUUCUCUACCUGUCAAGAGUAAGAAAUAUCAAGAACAAAUACCAACUCCACAAAUCACUAGAACUUUUUUUUAAAGUUACCUUUAUGUCAUCCCAAUGUGCCUGUCCAUUUCUCUCAGCCACUCCAGUGCCAUUGUGGUGACAUGUGUGAUCCAGAGGCCUGGAAAAGUGGAAAUCUGAGUCUAAGUAGCUGCUCUUUGUGCCUUCUGCAUACCUUCCACUGGCUUUUCUGAUUCCAGGUUGGUCCCACCUUCCUGCCAAACAGAUUCAUGGAGUGUGUGAGCAUUCCAGUCGUGCUUUCACACUCAAACCUUUGGCCUUACCCCAGCCAAAUUUGAGUUAAAAAGGAAAAAAAAUCCCAUUAUGAAUGGGAAUGUCCUCUGUGGCCUCUGCUGGGUUUGUAGAGCUCAGUCACUGAUCAGGUGGGAAGGCAAAGCUGAGGGAUAGCAGGUCCAUCCACAGCAAAACGCCAGCAUUCACAUCAUUGAAGAUUGUGCCAGUCCAUAGACCAUGAGAGAAUAUGGCUUUCCAUAUGUAUAUAGUAAAAUAUAUUACUAUAGAUUUUAUAUACUUCAUAAGUAUUUUAUAUUUCUCUCCCUUCUGGGAAGGGUUAUAAUUUGUAAUAAAUGCAUAUAAUGAGCGUAUUUAUUUUUAUACUUCUUGUCUAAUGUGAUCUUCUAAGUUAUCACUUUUUUAAAAGGACAUAUAACAAGGAUAGAGUAUUUAUACAGUAUAAUAUGUUACUAGAGGUAAUAAAUGAACCCUAUAAAUUUUGGAAA
Molecule: messenger RNA, 4047 nt
Organism: Prinia subflava (tawny-flanked prinia)
Lineage: Eukaryota; Metazoa; Chordata; Aves; Passeriformes; Cisticolidae
Gene: ADAMTS1
Product: ADAM metallopeptidase with thrombospondin type 1 motif 1
Exons: 9
Coding region: 7-2727 (906 amino acids)
Biological process (GO): extracellular matrix organization; proteolysis
Cellular component (GO): extracellular matrix
Molecular function (GO): metalloendopeptidase activity
Source: RefSeq, a predicted model, not a curated record